Molecule: messenger RNA, 3404 nt
Organism: Haemorhous mexicanus (house finch)
Lineage: Eukaryota; Metazoa; Chordata; Aves; Passeriformes; Fringillidae
Gene: HES1
Product: hes family bHLH transcription factor 1
Exons: 4
Coding region: 117-893 (258 amino acids)
Biological process (GO): regulation of transcription by RNA polymerase II; Notch signaling pathway; regulation of neurogenesis
Cellular component (GO): nucleus
Molecular function (GO): protein dimerization activity; DNA-binding transcription factor activity, RNA polymerase II-specific; RNA polymerase II cis-regulatory region sequence-specific DNA binding
Source: RefSeq, a predicted model, not a curated record
GCGCGGCACCCGCGCCCCGCCGGCCCUGCCGCCGCCGCCCCGAGCGCUCCCUCACAGCACGGCCCGGCACGGCCCGGCCCCCACUGCCGCGGUGCGCCUCUUCCCGGCCGCGCACCAUGCCGGCCGACCUGAUGGAGAAGAGCAGCGCCUCGCCGGUGGCCGCCACCCCCGCCAGCGUCAAUGCGACGCCCGACAAGCCGAAGACGGCGGCGGAGCAUCGCAAGUCCUCCAAGCCCAUCAUGGAAAAGCGGCGGCGGGCGCGCAUCAACGAGAGCCUAGGGCAGCUGAAGACGCUCAUCCUAGACGCGCUGAAGAAGGAUAGCUCCCGGCAUUCCAAGCUGGAGAAAGCCGACAUUCUGGAGAUGACCGUCAAGCACCUGCGGAGCCUCCAGCGAGCCCAGAUGACUGCUGCCCUGAGCACAGACCCCACAGUCCUGGGCAAGUACCGAGCCGGCUUCAGCGAGUGCAUGAACGAGGUGACGCGGUUCCUCUCCACCUGCGAGGGUGUCAACACUGAGGUGCGCACCCGGCUCCUGGGCCACCUGGCCAGCUGCAUGACCCAGAUCAACACCAUGAACUACCCUGCGCCCCCCCCGCCGCCCCCGUUGCCACCAGCCGCAGCCUUUGGGCCACCCCUGGUUCCUCCAGGUGGGGGCGUGGGGCCACUCCCGGGCAUGCCCUGCAAGCCGGGUGCCGAUGCUGCCAAGGUGUAUGGUGGCUUCCAGCUGCUGCCAGCCUCUGAUGGGCAGUUCGCCUUCCUCAUCCCCAGCACUGCCUUUGCUCCUGGUGGAGCUGUGCUGCCUCUGUAUGGCGGCCCACCCACAGCUGCCACUGCUGCCUCACCGCCAGGCCCACCACCUGGCACGGCCGACUCAGUCUGGAGACCCUGGUGAGGGUGGUGGGCACCGGACUGGACUUGGCAAUGCACCCCGUGCUGCUGGCACGGCUGUACAUAGAUUAUAUGUUCAUAUUGGAUUGUGCCUUUGUACCAUAGCAGUCCCUUGACAGUGUUUCGUGUUUUACACGAGAUCUUUUUUUCUUCCUUUCCUCCCUUUCCUUAUGUGACACCAAAGACUGGGGGUUUGUUUUUGGUUGGGGUUUUUUUUUUUGGGUUUUUUUUUUUUUUUUUUUUUGAAUGCUCUUAAAAUAAAAGUUUCCCUUCCAUUUUGGAAGGCCUUUGGAGAAAAUUUGAGCUCUGGCAUGUGUGCAUAGGAGGGACCCCAGUUCCUGGCUGCCUGUGGAUCUUGCUGCUCCAGGCUGCCUUGUCCUGUUUGCCAGGCUGGAGCUGUCUCUCAGACCCUCUGUCCCCUCUGUCUUGUGAAAUCACCUGGCCCCUCUCCCUGCCCUGGGGCAGAUGUAAUUACUGCUUCUUUGGGAGCAGCUCAAUUAAUCAGACUUGUUAAAAGGAGCUUGUAUUUGCAGAGCUGGUGAAUGUGCUGUGGGACUCACCUCUGCUCUGUUCUGGCACCUCGGGCUGAUGGAGUUGGUGUGGUAAAGCAAGACAUGGAGCUGCCCGGGUGAGCCUGCUGCCCUGAACCCGGAGGAGCCUGCUUCCCAGGUUGUUGUGUAAAUUGCAAGUGACUCCAGUCAGUUGAUUGAGAGAGCGGUGCCUGCCAGCUUCUCGAGUUACAAAAGCAGUGGCUCUCCGCAGGGCAAGCCUGACACGAGUACUCCUGUCUCCUGGCUGAUGGGCUGCAGCAGGCGCUGGGCACCACCUCCACCUGGACUUAAAAGCAUAGAGCUGUUCCCAACCCUGAGCAGCAGCCAAGCUCUGCUUGGUGAUUAAUGCUUUGCAUGUGGUUUUGAUAGAGUUGGGCAUUUCCUCUGCUGUUAUAUGGAAAACACGUGGUCGAGGGAGUGAUGUGGGGCUGCAAGGACUCUGUAAUCAAGAGCUGCAGCUGACCCCUGUGACUUGAGGAUGCCCCGUUUCCAGGCAAGAUGCAAGCCAUAGAUAGUGGCAAGCAGCAGUCUCAGGUUACAGCUUGCAUGGCCCUUCUUAACAAGUCCUAACUCAGAGCGGACAGCUUUAAGAUGUGCCAGGAUCCACUGGGGUUUCUGUCCAAAUCCUGCUGCAAAAGCCUGUUGGAUUUUGUCGGGAUCAGCCAGGUGCUUGACUGUAUCCAGGUGCUGGGGAAAAGAAAGCUGGGGAGAGUGAGACCAGAUGGAUUAAACCUGCUGGGGUUUGACUCCCCAGCUUUGCUCCUGGUAAAGAAACAUAUUCACCUGAUCUGAAAAUGCAUCCUGGGAAGAGGGUUGGUAUGUGCCUGGGAUAGGCAGUGGCUGAGCUUUCUUUCCCUUUCAACAGCCAGAGUGUCACCUUUCUGCACUGGAGGUUCAGGGGGUAGGAGUGAGCCCACCUUGUGUUCAGAAAAGUGCUCACAGGACCUGUCUCAGAAUUGCAUCAGACCAACUCCUGUUGCUGGAUGGCUUGUGUGGAGCUGAUGUAGACAAGUCAUGCAUCACCUAUAAGAGUGAAUGCUGUUCCAUAUGAGCAGAGUCUUCCUUUUCUGCUGAAGCAGUUGGUUUGGAAAGCACAUUAGAAAAGAGAGACUCUGCUGUAGGCUAAUGGAGAACAUACAGCAGAUCCCAGAGUGAAAGACAAGAUGAACCUAUUUGCUAAUGGAGUUUAAAUAGCCUAGUAUAAAGCAGAUACGGCAUGCUUGGGCCGGUUUCUCCAAAGCUUUCUCUGUUUACUCUAUCCCACAGCCUGUUGACAUGAGAGAUCUGCUUGAGUUUUUGAGCUUUAAGGGGAUCAGAGCAAUUCCCAAGAGCCGUGCUCUUGGUGCCAGUUCACUGAGUCCAUGACAAAUUGGGAUGACAAAUGCAGGCUGUGGGUCUGUGGAUCAUUGUGUGUGGGAAUUCUCCUUCAGGUGCAGCAAAUGCCUUUAAACUGAUGCUGUGGGAUGAGCAGGAAAGAGUAAGGGAGAAGUGUCACGGAAGGUACAGGCUGAGCUAUGACCCUGCACGGGGACUGUUCAGGACAGGUAGGAAAAGGGACUGGACUUAAUGCUGCCAGAUGGGAUGCAGCUCCUGUUGGCUUCCCCGGGCACCUUGCUGAGCUCUGUCUGCCAGUGGAGAGGAUCCUGGGAAGGGCUGGAGGCAGGUCUUUCUCUCUCAUGACCAUUCUUGGGUUGGUCAGCACUUUGCCACAAUCCUUUGGGUGCAUUUGCAGACCCAAGGGUGCUGAGCUGGAAGGAGCAGUGCUCCAAUCUCUGCCUGCAGUGCACCUGCACGGGGGUCCAUGUACAGGGGGCUUUUCCUGCCUUCCCAGCACCCUGCCUUGCCUCCCACCCACCACGGAGCUUACAGCCCCGGCUGCCCCUCGCAUCCCCGUAGCUCCCUUCCAUCUGCUGCUGCUGCCGUCCCGGGAAACCUGUCAUUAAAGUCAAUUAACUUUUCCCACA